AUGAACCCGACCACGCCCAACGCUGCCGACCAAACCACCGGGGACUUAGACCAACUUCCCGACCACUGGACCGAGGAAGAGCACCAACAGUUCGACAAUCUCAUAUGUAACGCGAUGGCCUUGGAUCCGCACUUGCUAGAAGACGACGACCCAAUUCCCUUCCUAGCCGGACUCCUUGCGCAUGUCCUAACCCAAAUCAAAAAUAGGACUAAGAAAGCCAUCAACAGCACACCCGAGGACCUUCUCCUCCACCACCCGCCAUUGAAGGAUGCUUUGCAACAGGCAUGGCGCACCAGGUCGUUCAAGAAAAUCCGUAAUCUCAAAAUCCUGAGAAAGCAGGGAUCUCCUAUCAUCGGCGUAGAGACAACGUUCGCUUCGGCACCUGGCUACACAGCGACUUUUCAUUCGUGGAAAACCCCCUUCCGAGGUUCAGCGGAUGCUACCUUGCUCGCCGUCAUCAAGGCCUACCUUCAAUGGACGCAGACCUUGCGAGGCAUUAACGGUGCCCCUUAUUCGAACCUAGUGCCCAUCAUCAACUCCUCCGGUACGGGCAAGUCUAGAGUUGUAGACCAACUGGGAAGGAGUGGUUCCUGCUUCGUCAUUCCACUAUGCCUUCGACGUGGAAAUGAAGGCUAUCCACCCCCGGAUUCUAAAAUUCGGGACUGGCUCCUUAGUGCAGAGAGGAGUACUGCACAACCCGCUGGGAUUGCUGCGGCAGCGUUCCUCCGGGCUUUGCUCAAGACCGCAACGGAGGCCAUACAGGCUAUCCUGUCCGAGGUUCCGCUCGGAGCAGCAGCCAAUACGCGGUUCACACAAGAAAUGAGCGAUGGUUCCUGUUUCGGAACUCACCCGCGUUAUCGAGAGGAGUUCUAUGAACGCGUUACCACUUUAGCCGAAGAGUACAAAGCGGAAUUCAGCGACGCAGAACGCUUCAAUCUAGAAGACAACACGUCUGUCAACGAAGCAGCUGUAUCCUUGCUGUCCCUUCUUGGAGAGGAUGCAAUCGCCGUCUUAUCCUUUGACGAAGCCCAUGAGCUUGCGUUGCCAAAUUUGUCCGGUCCAUCGAGUGUCACAAUGUGGGCGCAGAUUAGAAAGGGGCUACGCGCGGUCAGGAAGUUGAACGUGGUUGGACUUUACCUUUCCACCUCUGGCAAAUACAAGCGCAUUGUUCCAGAACCGGAUAUCUCCUCGCGCGUGCUGAAGGAAGAGAGGAUCCUGUUACCUCCCUUCACCGAGCUCGGGCUCAACCAGCUGGCUCUCCCCCUUUCCUCAGAUGGCCCCAUCACUUUGCAAGAAGUCACCACCCUCGAGUAUGUUGCUCACCUUGGUCGCCCUCUCUUCGCUACCAGAUAUGAUGCGGGAGACGAUACAGUUCGAUCUAAUCUUCUCGAGUUCGCCCGCCAAAAAUUGGUCUCCACCAGCGAAAACGACGAGCUCAAAGUAUUGGGGUGCAUCGCUGUGCGUUUUGCUGUCGAGUUCCGUGCCAGCGCGUUGGACGAGAAGCAAGCGGACAUUGAACGGACUCUAGUGGAGAACCAUAUGCGGUACUGCGUAAAGGCUGAUAGUCGUCUUCGCAUGAUCACCAUCGCCCCUUCGGAACCUCUACUGGCCGAGGCUGCAUUCGAGCAACUCUGUUACUACGAAAAGAGGGCCAAGGUUCUAGCUGUUGUCGCAAAUAACAUUAACAGUUGGGGAGUCGACAAGGGGGUUAUGGGAGAAUUUGUGAUGAGUAUGAUAUGGAUGGCAGCGAGGGAUGAUCUGGUGGUCAGGAAAGCCCACACUCUAGACAGACGGCCCUGGAAUCCAUACGGACACAGCGUCGUCACCGUCAGCGAUUGGAUGAAGCAACUCCUCCCUGCCAUGCACCACUCAGACCUCGACGACAUGCUCCCCUCCAUCGGCGAAGGCGCCCCAUUCACCCAAGCUUUCGCAGAAUGCCGCAUCUGGUGCAACCACUUCAUCCAGGUCCAAAGCUUCAGCAUCCUCAACACCCGAUUCCUAUGUGCACUCCUCUCAAAUGGAAUCGGCGUGCUCUGCGCACGUGGGCAGCCUGGAAUCGACAUGCUCUGGAUCGGGCUGCGAGGCGAUGAAAUACGGGAAGACAACCUUGUGCUGAUCCUAGGCCAGGCCAAAAAUGACCGAUGCUUCACUGCCAACCCAGAUCGUGUCGUCCUGGACACUAUGGAUCCCAUCAACCUGCGUAUCUGCGAUCCUAACAGGUCGAUUCCUGUUAUCCGGAUGGUGUUCGCACUGGCCUCAGAGAAGCCCGGAGUGACGCUUUUAGCCCCCCCUACGCGACGGUCUCCUCGGGCAAAAGCAUCCCAAUUCACCUCGUACGACUUCUGGUUCGCCGGAGCUGGUCCUUCAACCUUUGGAUGCGUGACCAGUGAAGAUGCCGUGAACUACGGCGACCUGCUUGCAUCGUCGCGCAGCUUGGAUCCCUAUGACCCACUGGCUUACACUUUACCUCCAGGCGCAGAGCAGUUAGAGGGGGUACAAGCGCUGGAGAAACAGAUGAAGGCGGUCACAGAGAUGCGGCUCAUGAUGCAACGGGCGGCUAACAGUAUGAGGAUGGGCUUUGAGCCCCAUUUCCCUACCUCUUGGCAGCGUCGUUUGUUCCGGCGGGAGGAUUCAGAGGAGCCGCAUCUUCCACACUAGGAACUGUUGUACUGUAACCAAGGAUGAAGGAAGCACCAUAGCUUAUGACAACCUCG
Coprinopsis cinerea okayama7#130 is the source of this 2714-nucleotide messenger RNA. RefSeq lists its product as hypothetical. The transcript has 6 exons. NCBI's taxonomy places the organism in Eukaryota, Fungi, Basidiomycota, Agaricomycetes, Agaricales, Psathyrellaceae. The coding region runs from base 1 to 2658 and encodes 885 amino acids. The record is from RefSeq and is a predicted model, not a curated record.